This is a messenger RNA of Nothoprocta perdicaria, 2122 nucleotides long. It is a transcript of the gene ZBTB34, whose product is annotated as zinc finger and BTB domain containing 34. Bases 295 to 1794 code for a protein of 499 amino acids. The record is from RefSeq and is a predicted model, not a curated record. Gene Ontology annotation, biological process: regulation of transcription by RNA polymerase II. The transcript is spliced from 3 exons. Gene Ontology annotation, molecular function: RNA polymerase II cis-regulatory region sequence-specific DNA binding; DNA-binding transcription factor activity, RNA polymerase II-specific; protein binding. NCBI's taxonomy places the organism in Eukaryota, Metazoa, Chordata, Aves, Tinamiformes, Tinamidae.
AUAUUAAUUAAGUACUUCUUUGUAAAUAAAUACUUUUUAUUGUCGUAACAACAUAAAAAAUCUUUUACUCCAACUUCAACAGUGAAUUCCUCAAAGUUGGGAAAUCUAGGAAAUAUUGGCUGUAACCAUGGAAGAUUAAAUAAAAGGGUAAAUAAUACUUCUAGAAUUCAACUUUGCGAAUUUCUUAAAACCCAGAGGGGAUCCAGAGUGCCCAAAACAUAAAUAAGAGUGAUAAGGAAUGAUCAUGCUUGAACUCCUGGAUACUUGGGAAAAUUACACUUUACAUCAGUAGAAAUGGACAGCAGCAGUUUCAUUCAGUUUGAUGUGCCUGAGUACAGCAACACUGUUCUGAGCCAAUUGAAUGAACUCCGCUUGCAAGGAAAGCUAUGUGACAUAAUUGUGCAUAUUCAGGGUCAACCAUUUCGAGCCCAUAAAGCAGUACUAGCUGCCAGUUCUCCGUAUUUCCGCGACCAUUCAGCAUUAAGUACCAUGAGUGGCCUAUCAAUAUCAGUUAUUAAAAAUCCCAAUGUUUUUGAACAGUUGCUUUCAUUUUGUUACACUGGAAGGAUGUCUUUACAGCUAAAGGAUGUUGUCAGUUUUUUAACUGCAGCCAGCUUUCUACAAAUGCAGUGUGUCAUUGAUAAAUGCACACAAAUACUGGAGAGUAUUCAUUCAAAGAUCAGUGUUGGUGAUGUUGACUCUGUCACUGUUGGUGCUGAAGAAAAUUCAGAAAAUCGCAAUGGAGUUAAAGACAACAACUAUUUUGCCAGUCCUAUUGAGAUAUCUCCCCCCUAUUGCUCUCAGGUGCGACAGUCAACAGCAGGCAGUGAUCUUAGGAUGGAAACUACUCCGGGCAAAACUCUACGCAGUCGUCUGCAAGAAGAAGGGCAUUCGGAUCGAGGAAGCAGUGGGAGUAUGUCUGAGUAUGAGAUUCAGAUUGAAGGUGAUCAUGAGCAAGGAGACUUGAUAGUAAGGGAAAGUCAAAUCGCAGAGGUGAAGGUUAAAAUGGAAAAGUCUGACAGGCCAAGUUGCUCUGAUAGCUCUUCCCUUGGUGAUGAUGGAUAUCAUACUGAAAUGGUGGAUGGAGAGCAAGUGGUGGCAGUCAAUGUUGGUUCUUAUGGGUCUAUGUUACAACAUGUUUAUUCAUUUACCCAUGCCUCAUCACAGGCUACAGGUGUGUCUGAAGCCUUCGGAAGCCUAACCAGUUCAAGUCCUUCAAGGUCUAUGCUGAGCUGUUUCAGAGGGGGGCGUGCACGGCAAAAACGGGUGUCCAGUGGUCACUUGCACAGUGAUGUUCAGAGCUUGGUGCAAGGGACUGACAGUGAAACCAUGGUGAGUAACCCAGGAUAUGAAAAUAGUCCACGGGAAAGAAAUGCAAGAGGUCAUUGGUAUCCAUACAAUGAGAGGCUAAUUUGUAUCUACUGUGGAAAGUCUUUCAACCAGAAAGGGAGCCUUGAUCGACACAUGCGAUUGCACAUGGGAAUAACUCCUUUUGUGUGCAAGUUUUGUGGGAAGAAAUAUACCCGCAAGGACCAACUUGAGUAUCAUAUUCGUGGUCACACAGAUGACAAGCCCUUUCGCUGUGAGAUCUGCGGAAAAUGUUUUCCUUUUCAGGGUACUCUAAACCAGCAUUUGCGAAAGAAUCACCCUGGUGUAACAGAAGUACGAAACAGAGUAGAGUCUCCAGACAGAACAGAGGCAUUUGUAGAACAGAAAGUAGACAAUGAUGCUUCAGGUUCUGAAGCUAUGAAUUCUAGUAUGGAAAUCCAUUCAAUGUCUAACACAUCUGAUUAAAAUUCUAAGUGCAACCCAAAUAAGCACAUUAAUAAUACAUUUUUAAUUUUUUUUAUUCUUUCAGUAAUCUUCAGUACAAGUAUAGCAGCCUGGAGAAGACUACAUAAAUGUUCGUUCUUUGUGAAGGAGGCUGUUUUUGUUUUCCCUUUUUCUUGUGAAGAUACUCAAAAUACAAAAGACAGUGUACUGGGGAAAGGAUAGGAAAAGUCUGCUAAAGUGUCCCUAUUGCUUGAUUUGUCAAGCAUAAUUUACAGCAGGGAAAGAUAUUAAAAUAAGAUAGCAGCUCUGCUGGGUAUACAUACCAAGGAGCUUUAGUCUCCCUUUAUUU